GGGUCCCAGUUGUUCUCCCCUGUCGUCCUGUCACUAUUUUCUCUUAUUCUCCCGUCCGCUCAGCUGGAGCUUGGCUUGGAGCUUUUGUCGCGCAGCCCCGGCCUUUAUUGAAACAGCUGCUUUGUUGCUCGGGACUCUGACGCUGGCCGCCGGCUCCUCUGUCCCCGCCCCGAUCUGGUCCGAGAGGUUUACGGGAACAAACUGGGCGGGCGGGGUCUGUGCGCCCCGAGGGGCUGGGGGCGAAUUCUAGCCGCCUCGGGGAGCGGGGAGCGCCUAGACUGGCCUGUCGUCGUGGAGGGACGCACAGUGCAAGACGAUGGACGUGCUCUGUAACAGAGCCAGACUGGUUUCCUAUCUCCCAGGAUUUUGCUCUUUAGUUAAAAAGGUGGUCAAUCCCAAAGCCUUUUCAACAGCAGGAUCUUCAGGUUCUGAUGAAUCUCAUUUGACCACUGCACCCCCAGAUAUAUGCUCUCAAACAGUGUGGCCUGAUGAAACUAUGGGACCAUUUGGACCUCAAGAUCAGAGAUUCCAGCUUCCUGGGAACAUAGGUUUUGAUUGUCACCUCAAUGGGACUGCACCACAGAAUAAAAGCCAGGUCCAAAAAACUCUACCUGAUGUUCUAGCAGAACCUUUAUCAAGUGAAAGACAUGAGUUUGUGAUGGCACAAUACAUUAACGAAUUUCAGGGUAACGAUGCACCUGUUGAACAAGAAGUCAACAGUGCAGAAACUUAUUUUGAAAGCGCCAAAGUAGAGUGUGCGAUCCAGAUGUGUCCAGAGUUGCUGCGAAGAGAUUUUGAAUCACUGUUUCCAGAAGUAACCACCAAGAAACUAAUGAUUCUGACUGUGACACAGAAAACUAAGAAUGACAUGACUGUUUGGAGUGAAGAAGUAGAAAAUGAAAGAGAAAUGCUCUUAGAAAAGUUCAUCAUUGGUGCUAAGGAAAUUUGCUAUGCUCUUCGAGCUGAAGGCUAUUGGGCUGACUUUAUUGACCCAUCAUCUGGUUCAGCAUUUUUUGGACCAUAUACAAACAACACUCUUUUUGAGACAGAUGAACGCUAUCGACACUUAGGAUUCUCUGUUGAUGAUCUUGGCUGCUGCAAAGUGAUUCGUCAUAGUUUCUGGGGUACCCAUGUGUUUGUAGGAAGUAUCUUCACUAAUGCAACACCGGACAGUCACAUUAUGAAGAAAUUAAGUGGAAACUACCAAUAAUGUCAGUUUAUUUGGCAUACUAGUGUAUGUACUAUUUGGUUUGAUCUUUAAAUACUGUCAAAGGCUUCAGUUUUUAAAGUUUCCUUAUUUUUAGGUAUUUAUUUCAAUAUCAAUGAAUUUACAGCAUUGGCAGGUGGUGUGUGAUCUUUAAAUCUCACAUGUCCACUCAUAUUAUGAUUGACUACAUGCUGAGCACAUCCAAAAUAUACAGAAUGCAGUAAUUAAGAUGUAACCAGGGUAUGAUCUCAUACUACUAUUUUUCUCUGAAAAUAAAUCACACAUUUGGUUAUGAUAA
Molecule: messenger RNA, 1505 nt
Organism: Manis javanica (Malayan pangolin)
Lineage: Eukaryota; Metazoa; Chordata; Mammalia; Pholidota; Manidae
Gene: MMADHC
Product: metabolism of cobalamin associated D
Biological process (GO): cobalamin metabolic process
Cellular component (GO): mitochondrion
Source: RefSeq, a predicted model, not a curated record